GGUUUUAAAAUGGAACAUUUUGAUGCAUCACUUAGUACCUAUUUCAAGGCAUUGCUGGGCCCCCGAGAUACCAGAGUAAAAGGAUGGUUUCUUCUGGACAACUAUAUACCUACAUUUAUCUGCACUGUCAUAUAUUUACUAAUCGUAUGGCUGGGACCAAAAUAUAUGAGAAAUAGACAGCCAUUCUCAUGCCGGGGUAUUUUAGUGGUGUAUAACCUCGGACUCACGUUGCUGUCUCUCUAUAUGUUCUGUGAGUUAGUGACAGGAGUAUGGGAAGGCAGAUACAACUUCUUCUGUCAGGGCACACGCAGUGCGGGGGAAUCAGACAUGAAGAUCGUUCGUGUCCUCUGGUGGUACUACUUCUCCAAACUCAUAGAGUUCAUGGACACCUUCUUUUUCGUCCUGCGUAAGAACAACCACCAGAUCACCGUCCUGCACGUCUACCAUCACGCCUCCAUGCUGAACAUCUGGUGGUUCGUGAUGAACUGGGUUCCCUGCGGCCACUCUUACUUUGGUGCCACACUGAACAGCUUCAUCCAUGUCCUCAUGUACUCGUACUACGGCCUGUCGUCUGUCCCUUCCAUGCGCCCCUACCUCUGGUGGAAGAAGUACAUCACUCAGGGCCAGCUGGUGACUUCAGUUCGUGCUGACAAUCAUCCAGACCAGCUGCGGGGUCUUCUGGCCAUGCACGUUCCCUCUCGGCUGGUUGUAUUUCCAGAUCGGAUACAUGAUUUCCCUGAUCACGCUCUUCACUAACUUCUACAUCCAGACUUACAACAGGAAGGGGGCCUCUCGGAGGAAAGACCACCUGAAGGACCACCAGAAUGGGUCCAUGGCUGCUGUGAACGGACACACCAACAGCUUUUCUUCCCUGGAAAACAAUGUGAAGCCGAGGAAGCUGCGGAAGGAUUGAAGUGGAAGAGCCGGAGCCCUCCACACCACGCCACCUGAUUGUAAGCACAACACGACUUGUGCCCCGACACUCGUUAACAGCUGCUGUAACUAGUCCGGCCUACAAUAGUGUGAUUCACGUAGGAUCUCUUUCAUCAGUUCAAAUCCCCUAGAAAACGUAUACCGAUUAUACAAGUAGGAAUAAGAUUUCUAACAUUUUUGGGCUGUCAUUGACCCCUGCGCUAGACUGUGGAAAGGGAGUAUUAUUGUAGUAUACAACACUGCUGUUGCCUUAUUAGUUAUAACAUGAUAGGUGCUGAAUUGUGAUUCACAAUUUAAAAACACUGUAAUCCAAACUUUUUUUUUUUACUGUAGAUCAUGCAUGUGAUUGUAAAUGUAAAUUUGUACAAUGUUGUUAAUGGUAGAGAAACACACAUGCCUUAAAAUUUAAAAAGCAGGGCCCAAAGCUUAUUAGUUUAAAUUAGGGUAUGUUUCAAGUUUGUAUUCAUUUGUAAUAGCUCUGUUUAGAAAAAAAAAAUUGAAGACCGUGAUUUAUGAACUAGCGGGGGACACGUAAUUUCAAGUGACUUGUAGAUGUGAAAUUAGAAACGGCACCUUCAGUUUUGUACUAUUGGCUUUGAAUCAGGCAGGCUCAGAUCUAGUGGAACAGUCAGUUUAACUUUUUAACAGAUCUUAUUUUUUUAUUUUGAGUGCCACUAUUAAUAAUGUAAAAAGUUGGGGGGGCUCUAAAGCAGUCUUGAUGAAACUUAAAUAUAUAUUCUUUGUCCUCAAGAUUUUAGGAAGAGUGUAGGGUAAGUAGGCCUUUUUUAAUUUCUGAAGUGCUAAGUGUUUUUAUACAGCAAACAAAAAGUCCGUUUUGCUUCCCACCAGUGCGAGAAAGGAGGUAGACCUUUCAGGAGAGAUGAUUGAAUAUUUAUCAUUUGACAAGAGCCCUACAGAUGAGCAGUGGGGAACUGGUUGCCAGGGUCCAAGUUUAGAUUAAUUUCUGUACUGCUAUCUGUUUUGACACAAACUUCCUUUUAAUAUGUGCCUAGUCUACCAAAAUUAACAAAGGGUUAAAAAAAAGGACCUUAAGAAAUGUUAAGGCAAAAUUAAAUAGAUAGCAACAGGGAGAUUGGAGAGAGACAACUUGUUUAAUGUAAAUCUAAUAGUACCUGUAAUUCUUUUCUGCUUAGAAUCUAAAGAUUUGUUUAAUAGACUGCUUUCCAUGAAAUCAUGUCUCAGACACUUGAGGCAGUGGUUAAACAGAUAAAGACUAUUAUGUGUGUCAUUUUAAAGUGUUGGAAUUUAGCCUCUGAAUACCUUCUCCAGUAGGGAAAAAAGAAUUUGUUGAACCACUCGUGACACAUCUUAGAAGGUCAUUGACAAUGUAUAAACUAAUUGUUGGUUUGGUAUUUAUGUAAAUAUCAGUUUACCAUGCUUUAAUUUUGCACAUUCAUCUUGUGGGGAGCCGACUGGUUCUCUUAUUAGUCUUGUGGAUUUUCUGUUUGAAAGGAGUCGCGGCAUCUGUUUACAUUGACCUUAUCAGACCUAGAAUGUGUAUAUUUAUAAAUGUAUGUCUUCAUUCCUGGGUACUAAUUGGCAGAUGUCUUUACAUAUUUCAAUACAGAAACAGUAACAUUCAAUAGUGUGCUGUCAGAGUGUGCUUAGCUCAUGUGGAUAUACCCACACUGUUAAACGAUGUCUAAACAUUAAUCAUUAAAACAUUUUUGAUGACCUGUA
Molecule: messenger RNA, 2634 nt
Organism: Carlito syrichta (Philippine tarsier)
Lineage: Eukaryota; Metazoa; Chordata; Mammalia; Primates; Tarsiidae
Gene: ELOVL5
Product: ELOVL fatty acid elongase 5
Exons: 7
Coding region: 10-756 (248 amino acids)
Biological process (GO): fatty acid elongation, polyunsaturated fatty acid; fatty acid elongation, saturated fatty acid; sphingolipid biosynthetic process
Cellular component (GO): endoplasmic reticulum membrane; endoplasmic reticulum
Molecular function (GO): fatty acid elongase activity
Source: RefSeq, a predicted model, not a curated record